Messenger RNA from Cyclocybe aegerita, 429 nucleotides. The record is from the annotation of a GenBank genome assembly. Lineage: Eukaryota; Fungi; Basidiomycota; Agaricomycetes; Agaricales; Hemipholiotaceae.
AUGGCUGGGAAUACGACCGAGGUGUCAACAGGACACCUUUCCUCCCCGGAGACGGACUCGGACUUCAAGUUUACAGCGCUUUCCGACUGUAAUGAGACUCCGACAUUUUUUCCCGCGCGUGACGUACGUCAUUUCCUUUUUGGGAAUAGUGGUAUUCGAGCCGCUGCACCGCCGCGUUCUCGUUCUUCAUCUCUUCCUCACUCGCACACCACGCAUAUAUCCAUAGAGGAUUCCAGCGACGACAUCUACGCUAGGGAUCCCUCUAUUUCCAACUCGGAACUGCUCAAAUCCGUGUUUGACGAGCUCGACAGGCGUGAUGUAGUGGACACGAGCCCGUCUAUCUCUGCCUCCACAGCGGGAAAGCCCAAAGAAGACUUGUCCGAGGAAAAGGGUGCGUCGGAGUCUUCAGAAGAUGAAGGCGAGCCAUGA